Molecule: messenger RNA, 1194 nt
Organism: Brachypodium distachyon (stiff brome)
Lineage: Eukaryota; Viridiplantae; Streptophyta; Magnoliopsida; Poales; Poaceae
Product: protein LURP-one-related 5
Exons: 2
Coding region: 193-963 (256 amino acids)
Source: RefSeq, a predicted model, not a curated record
GCAUGCAAGCCAGGUCGUCUCCAUUCCAAUCCAUCCAUCAGCAUCCACACGCAGCAAGCCAGGAAUUGAAGAACAUAAUUCCCAUCACAAUCUACUGCUGAAGAACCAUACAUAUAUACUGCUGACCGAUCUCCAUGGUUAUACAUAUAUACUGCUGAAGAACCAUACAUACAUAAUUCCCAUCUAGCUACCAUGAGCAGGAUCCACCCUUCCAAUCACCGCGGCGCCGGCGACCAUGGCCGCACGGUGUCGUCUUCUUCAACGGCGACGGCGCCGGAACUGCAGGUGUACACCGUGUGGAAGAGGUCGAGCAUGGGGUUCCAGGGCACGGACGGCUUCUCCGUCUACGACGCCGGCGGGCGGCUCGCCUUCCGCGUCGACAACUACGGCCGCCGCUGCAAGGCCUUCGCCGGAGAAAUCCUCCUCAUGGACGGCCGCGGCUCCCCUCUCCUCUCCCUCAGGCCACAGAUUCUGAGCCUGCACGACCGGUGGAACUGCUACAGAGUUGCUGAUGCGCCGGUGGAAUCAGCGGAAGGCGGCUGCCCGGCACCGGAGAAGAAGCUCUUCUCGAUGAGGAGGUGCUCGGCUCUGCACAGCAGCGACGAGGCAGAGGUCUACAUGUCAUCAUCGUCUCCUUCUUCUCCAGAGUCUUCAUCGUCUGGGAGGCGCCGCUGCCGGUCUCCUCCUCCGCCGAGCUUCAGGAUCGAGGGCAGCUUCUCCAGGAGGAGCUGCAAGAUCACCGGGAGCGACGGCCAGGAGGCGGCACGGAUAUCCAGGAAGAAAGCCGGUCCAACUUCACCGGCAACGGUGGCGACAUUGAGGCCGGUGUCGCUAGGGGACGACGUGUUCAGCCUCGUGGUCCGACCGGGUGUCGAUGCCGCGACGGUCAUGGCGAUGGUCGUCGUCCUGGACAGGAUCUGCCGGAGGCCGUACACGCCCAUGGCGUGCUCUUCCCGGCAGUAGUUAGAGCUAAAGUUCAUGUUGAGAUAGUGAGGCAUUCAAAGGCUUUCAGAUGAUAGUCGAGUAGUUCAUUCUUGACAAUUCUUUGGAUGCUUCACCUCGAAAUUCAGACCAACCAAAUGCAAGCAUCCUUUACAUCUUAGUUCCUUCUUACAGUAUUGUUUAUGAGCUUGAGUUCUUCGCUGCUGACAUUUGUUUCCAUUUUGUAAAUAAUCUUUGGUUGUGUCAGUCAAA